Messenger RNA from Plasmopara halstedii, 1020 nucleotides. RefSeq lists its product as uncharacterized. NCBI's taxonomy places the organism in Eukaryota, Oomycota, Peronosporomycetes, Peronosporales, Peronosporaceae. The transcript has a single exon. The coding region runs from base 1 to 1020 and encodes 339 amino acids. The record is from RefSeq and is a predicted model, not a curated record.
AUGCCGCCCGAUGUCGUGAAGCGCUACUCGUUAUUCCAGCGCUCAGUGCGCUUGAUACAGACGUCAAUUCGCCGUCUAGAUCGUUGGGCUGCCUCGCGUGUCCCCGGUUUACCCAAUCCACCCGAAGUCGAGGAAAGAUUGCGCAAGCCUCGUUUCAUCGAUCUAUGGGAAUUAACGUUCGAUGACCACCGCCGCAUCUUCCACGAGGUGUGGCAAGAGUACAAAGCAUCGUUUUCUGGUCCCAGUGACGAAGAACUCGAUCGCAGCAAGGAUGAGAUUAAGCGUGCAGUGCAGAUAGUACGCGGUCAGGUAUCGAGCACUGUGAACAAAAACUUGAGUUUCCUGGACAAAAGUCUAGAGGGCACAAAAGCUCACAAUAAUCUACACACAUUGGGCAAGCAAGGUGCCGAGAACGUUCAAUACCUUGCAAAAGAGAUUAAGGACGUGGCCAAGGGUGUAGACACGGAUGCUGUGAUUGCCCAUGCCAAACAGGUGGUGGAAGACAGUCGUAGUAAAGACGAUAUGGCUACAACGCUUAAGAAAAAUGUGAUAGAGCUGCGUAAUCUGGCGAAAGAGGGACGAGAUGCUGCAUUGCGCCUAGACGGCAAGGACGUUGAUACUUUUAAGCUCAGUGUGCAAUCAUGGUUUGCGGACAAGCUGCUGGUGGGCCAGUCAGUGCUCAUGGCAUUUAUCAAUGGUUACCGAGAGGGUAAGGCGCUGGAGAUUGAACGUGAGGACGCAUUAUUGAUCACUUUUGCAAAGCAAGCAGCAGAAGACCACAAGGACCUUAUCGAGAAUCAGGUGAAGAAGAUAAUGGACCAGCAGCGAGAAAAGCAACGACAGGAACAAGAGAAAGCAGCAUCAGAGGCAUCGCAAAACACUGGACACUCAGAGCUGAAGGCAGAGUCAAUCGAGAUGGAGAAAGAAAGCGGGAAAUCGUCAGCAGCAGGGCAGUCGUUAUCGGCUCAUCAUUCUGAACCUCUAACAGGAAGACUAUCCUCCACAUCAAAUAAGACCUAG